GCUGGGCCUCCAGAAGAGAGGAUGCUGUCUGGUGCUGGGCUACAUGGCCAAGGACAAGUUUCGGAGAAUGAAUGAAGGUCAAGUCUAUUCCUUCAGCCAGCAGCCCCAGGACCAAGUGGUGGUGUCGGGACAGCCAGUGACGCUACUGUGCGCCAUCCCUGAAUACGAUGGCUUCGUUCUGUGGAUCAAGGACGGCUUGGCUCUGGGUGUGGGCAGGGACCUCUCAAGUUACCCACAGUACCUGGUGGUGGGGAACCACCUGUCGGGGGAGCACCACCUGAAGAUCCUGCGGGCCGAGCUGCAAGAUGAUGCGGUGUACGAGUGUCAGGCCAUCCAGGCCGCCAUCCGCUCCCGCCCCGCACGCCUCACGGUCCUGGUGCCGCCUGAUGACCCCGUCAUCCUGGGGGGCCCUGUGAUCAGCCUGCGUGCAGGGGACCCUCUCAACCUCACAUGCCACGCAGACAAUGCCAAGCCUGCAGCCUCCAUCAUCUGGUUGCGAAAGGGAGAGGUCAUCAAUGGGGCCACCUACUCCAAGACUCUGCUUCGGGACGGCAAGCGGGAGAGCAUCGUCAGCACCCUCUUCAUUUCCCCUGGUGACGUGGAAAACGGCCAGAGCAUUGUGUGCCGUGCCACCAACAAAGCCAUCCCCGGAGGAAAGGAGACGUCGGUCACCAUUGACAUCCAGCACCCCCCACUGGUCAACCUCUCGGUGGAGCCACAGCCAGUGCUGGAGGACAACGUCGUGACUUUCCACUGCUCUGCAAAGGCCAACCCAGCUGUCACCCAGUACAGGUGGGCCAAGCGGGGCCAGAUCAUCAAGGAGGCAUCUGGAGAGGUGUACAGGACCACAGUGGACUACACGUACUUCUCAGAGCCUGUCUCCUGCGAGGUGACCAACGCCCUGGGCAGCACCAACCUCAGCCGCACGGUUGACGUCUACUUUGGGCCCCGGAUGACCACAGAACCGCAAUCCUUGCUCGUGGAUCUGGGCUCUGAUGCCGUCUUCAGCUGCGCCUGGACCGGUAACCCAUCCCUGACCAUCGUCUGGAUGAAGCGGGGCUCUGGAGUGGUCCUGAGCAAUGAGAAGACCCUGACCCUCAAAUCCGUGCGCCAGGAGGACGCGGGCAAGUACGUGUGCCGGGCUGUGGUGCCCCGUGUGGGAGCCGGGGAGAGAGAGGUGACCCUCACUGUCAAUGGACCCCCCAUCAUCUCCAGCACCCAGACCCAGCACGCCCUCCACGGCGAGAAGGGCCAGAUCAAGUGCUUCAUCCGGAGCACACCACCGCCGGACCGCAUCGCCUGGUCAUGGAAGGAGAACGUUCUGGAGUCGGGGACAUCGGGGCGCUACACGGUGGAGACCAUCAGCACCGAGGAGGGCGUCAUCUCCACCCUGACCAUCAGUAACAUCGUGCGGGCCGACUUCCAGACCAUCUACAACUGCACGGCCUGGAACAGCUUCGGCUCCGACACUGAGAUCAUCCGGCUCAAGGAGCAAGAGUCUGUGCCGAUGGCCGUCAUCAUUGGGGUGGCCGUAGGAGCUGGUGUGGCCUUCCUCGUCCUUAUGGCAACCAUCGUGGCCUUCUGCUGUGCCCGUUCCCAGAGAAAUCUCAAAGGUGUUGUGUCAGCCAAAAAUGAUAUCCGAGUGGAAAUUGUCCACAAGGAACCGGCCUCUGGUCGGGAGGCUGAGGAGCACUCCACCAUCAAGCAGCUAAUGAUGGACCGGGGUGAAUUCCAGCAAGACUCAGUCCUGAAACAGCUGGAGGUGCUCAAAGAAGAGGAGAAAGAGUUUCAGAACCUGAAGGACCCCACCAAUGGCUACUACAGCGUCAACACUUUCAAAGAGCACCACUCAACCCCAACCAUCUCCCUCUCCAGCUGCCAGCCCGACCUGCGUCCUGCGGGCAAGCAGCGUGUGCCCACAGGCAUGUCCUUCACCAACAUCUACAGCACCCUGAGCGGCCAGGGCCGCCUCUACGACUACGGGCAGCGGUUCGUGCUGGGGAUGGGCAGCUCGUCCAUCGAGCUUUGUGAGCGGGAGUUCCAGAGAGGCUCCCUCAGCGACAGCAGCUCCUUCCUGGACACGCAGUGUGACAGCAGCGUCAGCAGCAGCGGCAAGCAGGACGGCUACGUGCAGUUCGACAAGGCCAGCAAGGCUUCUGCCUCCUCCUCCCACCACUCCCAGUCCUCGUCCCAGAACUCUGACCCCAGUCGACCCCUGCAGCGGCGGAUGCAGACUCACGUCUAAGGAUCACACACCGCGGGUGGGAUGGGCCAGGGAAGAGGGCAGGGCAGGUUCCGGUUGUCCAGGGACGAGGGGUACUUUGCAGAGGACCCCAGAACUGGCCACCUCCAGGACAGCCUCCCAGCGCCUCUGCCACCGCCUUCCUUCGAAGCUCUGAUCAAGCACAAAUCUGGGUCCCCAGGUGCGGUGUGCCAGAGGUGGGCGGGUGGGGAGACAGACAGAGGCCGCGGCCAAGUGCGCUGUGCUCAGUGCUGGACACCAUGUCCCCGGCCCUUUCCUGGAGGCCCCUCUACCACCUGCUCUGCCCACAGGCACAAGUGGCAGCUAGAACUUUGCUUUCACGAAACUGCGGUCCACUCUCUGGACUCUCCGUGGGCUCUACCCCUCGCUGACCACAAGCCCUCCCUGCCCCUGUGCCUGUGCUCCCAUACAGCCCUGGGGAGAAGGGGAUGAGGUCUUCCCAGCACUGAGCCGCCCCAGAAACCCCGGCUCCCCACGGCUGCUCAUAGCCCAUACCCUGGAGGCUGAGAAGCCAGAAAUGGCCUUGGCUAAAGGAGCCUCCCUCUCACCAGGAUGGCCGGGAGCCCACCCCCAAUUUGUUUGGUGUUUCGUGUCCAUACUCUUGCAGUUCUGUCCUUGGACUUGAUGCCUCUGAACUCUGCGGUGGGACCGGCCCCACCAGAGCCUGGUGCACUGGGGGGAGGGAGGGAGGAGGGAGCCUGUGCUUACCGAGCACCUGGCCCGGCGUGCCCCUCCUGGGCUGUGUGACCCCAGCCUCCCCACCCACCUCCUGCUUUGUGUACUCCUCCCCUCCCCCUCAGCACAAUCGGAGUUAAUAUGAGAAGUGCGGGAGCUUCUCUGGUCAGGGUUCUCUGAACAGUUGUGGAGACAGUGCUUCCUGCGAGGUGUGGCAUUUGAAGGGGCUGGAGGGCAGGUCUUUAAGAUGGCGAGACUGCCCUUCUCAGCUGAUAAACACAAGAACGACGAUCCUGUCUUCAGUAAGGCUCCACGAGAAGAGAGGAAGUAUAUCUACACCUCACCCCUCCCAGUCACCACCUGAGAAUAAAUGUUAGGGACAGUACUCCAA
This is a messenger RNA of Mandrillus leucophaeus (drill), 3329 nucleotides long. RefSeq names its product kin of IRRE like 3 (Drosophila) (gene KIRREL3). Gene Ontology annotation, cellular component: cell-cell junction. Gene Ontology annotation, molecular function: cell adhesion molecule binding. Lineage: Eukaryota; Metazoa; Chordata; Mammalia; Primates; Cercopithecidae. The coding region runs from base 44 to 2245 and encodes 733 amino acids. The record is from RefSeq and is a predicted model, not a curated record. The transcript is spliced from 15 exons. Gene Ontology annotation, biological process: synapse assembly; cell-cell adhesion.